AUGGUUGGAAAUAAUGGUAUUAUACCGACCAAUAACAGGCUUUCCUGCGCUGAAGAAUUAGCGAUUGCAUGUUCAAGUUAUUCCUGUUUAAAAUGUUACUUUGAUCCGCUCAAUCUUUGCCACACUUUCUAUCCUAAUCUCACCCUAUAUUAUUCCUCAUGUCAAGUUACCCUGUGGUCCAGUGCGAAGUUCAAGGGGUCGCUUGAACUCUGCCUGUGUUAUCCCUCGUGUCCAGUUACCCUUGUGCUCCAAGUUUUAGCUCCGUCGGGCCACAGGGGAUGGAUGCAUACGGAACUAACACUGGGACAGGCAGCGAGCUUUAUUUACAAGAUCCCAGAUAAAUACAUCGAGAUGUUCUUUCUUCCAGAAUUGUGUUGUGUUCCUGACAUCUGGACGGCCGAGGGCGGAGUCGUUCGAGGCCCGACGCUCGUCAAGCAGGAGCGACCGACGCCCACGCCCACACCCGCCGGCACGCCCACCACCACGCCCUCGACGACGCCCGCGCCCAUGCUGGCUCACCCUGCGCUCCCUUCCAUCCUUGCGCCCAUACAGCAAGUGCCGCUCGAUCUGCAAAUCGACUCGUGCGAGAACACGGACCCAGACCCCAACGUGACGCUGGACUACGUGCUCAACAGCAACGGCACAGCGACCUGCAAGCUGUGCGGCGAACUGCUCCCGUCGCGUAACCACUGGUAUCGCCACAAGUACAAGACGCACGCGACGGCGCUCUACCGUUGCGAUGACUGCGGCGUCGUCUACAAGAGCAAGAAAGGUUACGAGACACAUAUGGAGGUCAAGCAUGCCAAGGUGAAGAGCGUGGGCGGCGAGCGGCCCCGGAAACGCGACUGGGAGGGCGUGAACCGCGCCAUGGAGGAGGCGAAGCGGCAGCAGGAGGAGGCGAUGGUGAGCGCAAUCAUCGCCCGGGUGAAGCUGGAGUGCGCUAUGGAGGGCGAGGACUGCUCCAGACGGGGCUACCAGAAGCACUGAGGAGCCGCCGCCGCCGCCGCCGCCGUCGCCGCCGCCGCCGUCGCCGCUCGAGCCCCGGAGCUCCUGAACAAGUGAUAUAUGUAGCUACGUCGACAAAUCAGGAUGUGUGUGUGUGUGCGUUCGAGUACAAGUGAGCGUGACUGCGCGCGUGGAUGCAGUCGUGGAUGCAGAGACGAGAAUUACAAUAAGAAAGUGAUGUUAAAUCGUAAGAAAAGUAUACUAAGACCACAGUGGAAAAAAAGCUGUUCAGAUGGAAAUGAACAAGACGAGUGAUAGUGAAAUUUCCUUUGAGGAAAAAAAACGAACAAAAUGGCGAUUGAAAAGCAAAAGCAAUUGCCGGAGGCGAAAACGACGAAAAGACGCAGCCAACGGCAGUGUAAGUUGUUCUGACGUACAACGGACGACGAAACGCACAACGUCUCUAAAGGAUCGCCGGGCGGGGGGGAGGCAGCGCCAGGCGGGGCAGGCAGCUCGCUCCUGCGGGAGGCCUCGGGCUAACGAGCCAGUGGCACCCUCGGCGGCACCCUCUGCUGGCCUCUGCUGGCACUGUCUGGAGGCGCUAUCCUUGGCGGGUCCGAACCCUAGCACGAAACGUGACCAGAACACAACGAAGUCCGCGGGAGCAGCAGGGAGGACUAAAAGCCGACACUUGGAUACACACACGCUCUCU
Messenger RNA from Penaeus monodon (black tiger shrimp), 1657 nucleotides. RefSeq lists its product as uncharacterized. The transcript has 7 exons. The record is from RefSeq and is a predicted model, not a curated record. NCBI's taxonomy places the organism in Eukaryota, Metazoa, Arthropoda, Malacostraca, Decapoda, Penaeidae. The coding region runs from base 1 to 987 and encodes 328 amino acids.